CAACGGUCAUUUAAAACACAUCGAUACCUUAAAUUAUAUCCAUACAUAUUAGUAUUAUGUCACUACAAUUGCAAAUUGACAAACUUAAGGGUUUAGACAAUUAUAAAGCUUGGUCGAUGACGGUGCGAGCCUAUUUAGAAGUCGAAGAUUUGUGGACUGUUGUAGAGAAUGGUCCAGAUGGUAGCGACGAGAGUCUUCAAAAAGAUAAACGUGCCAAAUUUAUUAUACUUUGUUUAAUUGAACAGAAACUGUGUCAGUUUAUGGUCAGCAUACGUACGGCAAAGGAUUUAUGGGCCUAUUUGAAAAAGCAACAUUCGUUACGGUGAAUUUGGAAACUAAAACUUUUUGUAGGUGUUAAAAUAACUAAAUAAAGUCUAAUACAAUUUUAAGAAAGAAACAAGUAUAA
Messenger RNA from Calliphora vicina (urban bluebottle blowfly), 406 nucleotides. RefSeq lists its product as uncharacterized. Lineage: Eukaryota; Metazoa; Arthropoda; Insecta; Diptera; Calliphoridae. The record is from RefSeq and is a predicted model, not a curated record. The transcript has 2 exons. The coding region runs from base 57 to 326 and encodes 89 amino acids.